UAAUAUAAGCUCUCGUGCCUUCUUCUGCGCCACCUUCGAUUUAUUAUUAUUGUUCUUACCCAUUCCGCUUUCUCUAAUUCCAAAUAAUUCUCCUCCCUUUGUUCUUCAGCCAUAACUCUCUGAGUCUGAGGUUUCCAAAGGCUACUAGCAUCUAAAGUCAGCAGAGAUCCAUCGGUACUUACAAUCUUUUCGACGAGUGAAAUCUCUAAUAAACAAGGACUAGUCAAGUGAAUGUGUUUGUCUUGUACGUUUCAGUAAAAUGGAGCUAGAGAACCAAGAAGACCUAGCAACAUUGGGUGACUCAGGAGGAGACUUCGACUGCAACAUAUGUUUGGAUCAGGUUCGUGAUCCGGUCGUGAUUUUGUGUGGCCACUUGUUUUGUUGGCCCUGCAUUUACAAGUGGACUUACUCCACCAACAAUACAAGACAACGCGUCGACCAGUACGAUAAGAAGAAAUCCUCGAAAUGUCCGGUCUGCAAAUCCGAGGUCUCCGACGCUACGCUUGUCCCUAUCUACGGCAGGGGACAGAAAGUCCCCCAGUCUGGUUCAAAUGUACCGAACAGACCAUCUGGUCCGGUUUAUGACUUGAGAAGAGCUGGUCAACUUGUAGGAGAAGGGGGGAGUCAACGGUACAUGUAUAGAAUGCCUGAUCCGGUGGUGGGUGAGGUAUGCGAGAUGGUAUAUCAGAGACUAUUUGGAGAGUCUUCGAGCAACGUGACACCGUACCGGGGAGACCGUUACACAAGUCUCCGGUUAAGGCGUCGGACAAUGCAGGCGGAUGAGUCACUAAGCAGAAUCUAUUUGUUCCUGCUUUGUUUCAUGGUCAUGUGUCUACUUCUUUUCUAAUUGUAUGUCCUCUCAUCAUACAUUGGAAUGAGUAUGCAUAUUAUAUUUACGAGGUAAGUUACAAGUGUGUGUGUGUGUAAGAGCGUUGAAUCUUCUGAUUGUAUGAUUAGAACAUAAUAAUGUGAAAAUCAAGAAACGGCACCGAUUUGCUAUUGUUUA
Molecule: messenger RNA, 1006 nt
Organism: Brassica napus (rape)
Lineage: Eukaryota; Viridiplantae; Streptophyta; Magnoliopsida; Brassicales; Brassicaceae
Product: E3 ubiquitin-protein ligase RMA2
Exons: 2
Coding region: 260-847 (195 amino acids)
Biological process (GO): ubiquitin-dependent protein catabolic process
Cellular component (GO): endoplasmic reticulum
Molecular function (GO): ubiquitin-like protein conjugating enzyme binding; ubiquitin protein ligase activity
Source: RefSeq, a predicted model, not a curated record